Molecule: messenger RNA, 579 nt
Organism: Caenorhabditis briggsae
Lineage: Eukaryota; Metazoa; Nematoda; Chromadorea; Rhabditida; Rhabditidae
Exons: 2
Coding region: 1-579 (192 amino acids)
Source: RefSeq, a predicted model, not a curated record
AUGAGGUUUGCUUCAAUUUUUCUCUUGAUUUCAAUGUUCAUCUCGGCUCGAGGAGCACCUGCUCCACAGCUUGGACUUGGGAACUCGAUGCAGCCAGAGGUUCAUGCGACUGGUCUUAUUCCAAUGAUUACUGGAACAAAUGUUCCUGACUCAGAGGAAGAAAUCGAUGCACCAAUCUAUGAUGAACGUGAAUUGGAAAGAGUUCGUGGCCUCGUCAAGCAAACGGCUGAAAAUGGAAGAGACCCAGAGAAAGCACUCGGAGGAUACAUAAAAGAUCAUCCGGGAUUCAUGUCGACAGUUGAGACUCUUCGGAUUUCUGAGUUAGGAGAGACCAGAACACUUCCACCGGCAUUAUCCACGUCUCCUGGACCAAUCUUCACUCUUGCCAAUAGAGUCCCGACGAUUACAACAAAUAGGCAAUCUAAAGAAGCGUCAACUACCACUGGAAUCACCACUGUUCAAGCUUCGACUAUUACAGCAACCACUGCUUCGACCGCCACUACCACCACUUCGGAUCGUUUGGUUUCUUCAUCAUCUAACACCCCCACCACUACUACUGCAGCUGUUAAGGCCCAUUGA